Corythoichthys intestinalis (scribbled pipefish) is the source of this 2908-nucleotide messenger RNA. It is a transcript of the gene pls3, whose product is annotated as plastin 3 (T isoform). The record is from RefSeq and is a predicted model, not a curated record. Gene Ontology annotation, molecular function: calcium ion binding; actin filament binding. Gene Ontology annotation, biological process: actin filament bundle assembly; actin filament network formation. Gene Ontology annotation, cellular component: actin filament bundle; cytoplasm; actin filament. The transcript has 16 exons. Lineage: Eukaryota; Metazoa; Chordata; Actinopteri; Syngnathiformes; Syngnathidae. Bases 182 to 2308 code for a protein of 708 amino acids.
CACACUUUUGGGGCUAAAACCUUCCCGUUGAGGUCUCAGAAGAACAUUUGACUUGGAGAUUUUCACUCGGCUCUUGAGAUUUUCACUCGGCUCGUUCGCUGAACAAAACCUAGCAUAAUUCAACCAGCGCCACGUUACGUUUGAAUUUUUAAUUGUAAACGCUCCGAAGAACAUUACGAAUAUGUCGGGUUUUACUAGAGCCAAAAAGGGCGAAAUGGUCAAAACCCCAACGCCGCUUCAGCAUCCUCCAGUCACCGGCAGCGGUCUGGCGGCAGGCGGUGACACCGCUGCUGGGCGGGACAAGAAUUCCAACUUCAGCCUACUUCCCACUCGACGUGGAGGAGACAGCACUGCGAACUGGACGCCGUCCGGAACUUCAGGCGCACAGAGUCCAUACAUUUUGCUGACUGACCAGCCUCAGGUCAAUCACAAAAACAUGUCUGGAAAGAUAUCAAAAGAGGAACUGGAGGAAAUGCAAGAGACUUUUAAGAAGAUUGAUGUGGACAACGACGGCCAUAUCUGUUACGAUGAACUUAACGAACUUCUUAAAGAGUCCGGCCAUCCGCUGCCAGGCUAUAAGGUUCGAGAAAUCAUCAAACAACUGGAUCAGGACAAUGACAACAAGAUCAGUUUCAACGAGUUUAUUGCGAUUGUGAAUAAGCUGAAGGGCUCUGAAGUAGCAAAAACCUUCCGUAAAGUCAUCAACCGAAAAGAAGGCAUCCUGGCCAUCGGUGGCACGUCGGAGCUGUCAAGUGAAGGAACACAGCACUCCUUCUCGGAGGAAGAGCGAUUCGCUUUUGCGAAUUGGAUCAACACUGCUCUGGAAAGAGACCCGGACUGCCAACAUGUCUUGCCUAUGGAUCCCAGCACCGACUCUCUGUUCACAUCUAUGGCUGACGGUAUUGUACUCUGCAAAAUGAUCAACCAAUCAGUGCCGGACACCAUUGACGAGAGGACCAUCAACAAGAAGAAGCUCACACCCUUUACAAUUCAGGAGAACCUUAACUUGGCGCUGAACUCUGCCUCGGCCAUCGGCUGCCACGUGGUUAACAUCGGUGCUUUGGACUUGAAAGCCGGGAAGCCCCAUUUGGUGCUGGGUCUGCUUUGGCAGAUCAUCAAGAUCGGUUUGUUUGCAGACAUCGAGCUAAGCAGAAAUGAAGCUUUGGCAGCCUUGCUGAGAGAAGGCGAGACCCUGGAGGACUUAAUGAAGUUGUCUCCGGAAGAGCUGCUGCUACGCUGGGCCAACUUCCAUUUGGAGAACGCCGGAUGGCAGAAGAUCAACAACUUCAGCUCUGACAUUAAGGACUCGCGGGCCUACUUCCAUCUCCUCAACCAGAUUGCUCCAAAGGGUACAGAGGAAGACGCGCCGGCCAUCAACAUCAACAUGUCGGGCUUCAGUGAGAGAGACGACAUGAAGAGAGCGGAAGCGAUGCUGCAGCAGGCCGACCGGCUCGGCUGCCGACAGUUCGUCACCCCGACGGACGUCGUUUCCGGCCACCCCAAACUCAAUAUGGCCUUCGUGGCUAAUUUGUUUAACAAAUACCCCGCUCUGAAAAAACCCGAGAACCAGGAUCUGGACUGGCACCUGCUGGAAGGUGAAACCCGAGAGGAGCGGACGUUCCGAAACUGGAUGAACUCACUGGGCGUCAACCCAAGCGUCAAUCAUCUCUACCUAGACCUGCAAGACGCCAUCGUCAUCCUGCAGCUCUACGAGAAGAUUAAAGUACGUGUCGAUUGGGAGAGCAAAGUCAACAGGCCGCCGUACCCCAAGCUUGGAACUAAUAUGAAGAAGUUGGAGAACUGUAACUACGCCGUGGACCUUGGCAAAACCACCGCCAAGUUUUCUCUGGUCGGCAUCGGCGGGCAGGAUUUGAAUGACGGGAAUUCUACGCUCACCCUGGCGCUGGUGUGGCAGCUCAUGAGAAGGUACACGCUGAACGUACUGGAGGAUUUGGGCGACGGUGAGAAGGUCAAUGAUGACAUCAUUGUCAAAUGGGUCAACAAAACAUUAGCAGAAGCUGGAAAAGCAACCAAGAUUUCAAGUUUUAAGGACAAGGAGAUCAGCAGCAGUUUAGCAGUGCUACAACUGAUCGACGCCAUCCAGCCCGGCAGCGUCAACUUUGAGCUGGUUAAAACUGGAAGCCUUUCCGAAGUCGACAAGCUGGAGAAUGCCAAAUACGCCAUUUCCAUGGCGAGGAAAAUUGGCGCGCGCGUCUACGCCCUCCCCGAGGACCUGGUGGAAGUCAAACCCAAAAUGGUGAUGACCGUCUUCGCGUGCCUGAUGGGUCGAGGGAUGAAGCGAGUCUAAAGAAUUGGCUGUAACACUUGCUGACAUCACUUUUUGGAGUUCUCCCCCCCUUUUUUGUAUUGUUUUCUUUAAGAAAAAUCAUCAAAUUGCAAGUAUCGCCGCGUCUUUGAAAGACCCGGAGAUGCUCAACAAAGAAUGACGCGCUGUUAUUUAAAAUGCCACUGGUAAAUUUCAAAUGGACCUAAUGUUAUCGAUGAAUUGCAGUGCUAUUGAUAUGUGUAAGAAUCGUUGUUUUCUAUGAAUGGUUUACUUGUAUUUUACUUGUGCUGACAUCCACACAUUCCUCAGUGAUUUGCUUAAGAAGGAGAGAGAGAGAGAGACGCCCCCGCAACAUUCACACGUGCCUCCUUAGAAUACAGAAGCCAACUACAGUGAUGUCCGAAAAGUAUAUGCUGUUUUUUCUUUUCUAUCUAUGUGAGCUCAUUUGCUGGUCAGAGCUGGCCUUCUGUUAUUUUGUCCAAUAAGGAGCAAGUGAAACUUUGGCCUUCUUAUGCAUUUAAGAAAUAUCAACUGCAACUUCUACUACGACAAGGGCCAAAUUGUUAUGUCUAAUCCAAAGUGCUUUGUGUGGAGCAAUAAAUAUGAAUUUGAAUACUGACA